AAAUUGUGUUGAAACAAAAUGCAUGAUAUCAUUAAUUGGAUUACUGAGAGAAGCUGCAUACUAAGUAUUCYGAUCAGCUACUGUAGGGUYCGUAAAUGAUUUGGCCUUUUAAAAGAAAUUUUCAUCAUAAAUUUGAGAAGUCAUUUUAAAUGACUGUUUGUAUGUGGUAAGUACUGAAUUUGAUUUCUUGGGAAUCGUAACAGUUACAUGAUCGUAAAUAAAUCAUUUCACAUAUUGCUCACAGGGAUUUUUAAUGGAGCAGUUAUAGGGAAUAAUCAUUACCAUGUGACCACUGAAAAGAUAAUGAGUGAGAGAGAUUUAGGUUAAGAAUAUUGCUUAAAUUCAAGGAAAGACGGGAGCAGCAACAGUAUUUUUUUUAUUAAAUUACAGAGGAAUAAUGUCUUUUGUUUUCAAACUAGUGCUAUUGAGCUAAGCAGUUAUGCUAGUGAAAUGGUCUUAAUUGAUAAGUAACAAGGGAUGGUGUUGUCUUUUAGSUUAUUCAGACGUYACUAAAKCAAAAGGGAUGCUGCACUUAGAUUUAACAAACUUUGAAGAGCCAGGAGCUGAAGGAAGCCGUUAUGUGUUAACAAGUCCCAGGUCAUUAGAGGCUUGUGCAAGAUUUGGUGUUAAGCCUGUUGAACUACUCCAUAAAUCGUAUGAAGAGUUUAUUGAUGAAUUUAAAGCUUUGUAUGACACAAACUACUCACAUGAGGCAAUAUUUGAAGUAUUCCAAGAACAUGAAAGACAACGGAAGAGAAAGCUCCGACUUUGCCAUGAAGAAAGAGACAGAAUAAAGAGAGAACAGGAGAGACAAGAAAGAGAUGUUAUAGGAGAUUUUACAAAAACAAGCCGUCGUUCACCCACUAAACAGAUGAAUGAUAUAUUAAGCGAAUCUAGACAUCAUGUUUCAACACGAACCAGUUCAUCACCAACUCAACAAGUAGAGCAAGAAACAAAAGAUAACCGUUGGCAUAGAAGUACUAGGGUUUCGUUUUCACCAGAACGCAAAGAAAGGAGUGGACAUCGAGAAAUGACARGAAGAUCAAAAUUAACGAAAAGCCAAAGUUUUACGUCUCAYGGCGCUAGAACGCGAGGUGAAACAUCCGACUCUGAUACAGGAGAUGCUAUCUCAAGUCCACAUGUCAGACGUGCAAGAARYCAGUGGUCUAUCCCUAAGACUGGUUCUCUGCCUGCCUCACCCAGACUAUCACGUCGAGAGAGUGAAUCUAGUACUGGUUCGCUKACUCGUUUAACAAGUAAACCRAAGAGCCAAAAUCGAGCAAUGUCAACUGAUUGUAUUUUGAAUGCKGUAGGRGGAGACAGAAUGUCUGACAAGGACCAGAAAAUCAUCGACUUAAUGCUGACGAGACACGAAGAGGCAGAACAGCUUCGUUCAGAUAAAAGGAUGCUUGAUCUUGCUUGGGAUGACCAGAGACGGCUAGAGAACGACUUGCGGGAAUCGCGAAUGAGACAAAGAAAUGCAGAGUUGUAUGAACAGCAUUCGGCUAAAGAAGUCAGACAGAUGGAAGUUCGCGCUCGAAAGGAGAGGAAAGAGCAAAGACUCAAACAAGAGAAAGAAGAAGCCAUUCGUGCUAAGCAGCUAUUGUGGGAACAGGARAAACAAAAACAAGAACAGUCCUUGGCCAACAAGAUUGAGUUAAAACGCCUUGCCGAAGCUGAAAAGAAACGACAGCAGGAGGAAAAGCGUCGUCAGAAGCAACGAGAAGAUGAAAUGAAUCGUAACAUYGCUUAUCUGUCGCUACUGGAAAAACACGAGAAGGCCAUGAAAAAUCGUAACUUAAAGGCAACUCACGAACAAUUUAAAUUGCAAAUCCAAAAUGAAUCUGAGAAAGCCAAAAUUAUGGAAAAGAGAGAGGAGGUUGAGAAGCGUAAAAGAGACGAAAAACUUAAUUUGAAAAGUGAAAUAACGGAAAAGCAYCGACGAGCUAUUGAAAACUACGAAGAGGUUYUGAACCGCAGAGAAGACGAAAUUCGCGACAGCAAGAGAAAAAAACGAGAAAAGGUGAUCCGUCAAAGAGAACAGCUUUCACGAAUGGAAUCUGAAUUAAGCAGUUGGCAGAAGAAUCUAAAGGCCUAUCAACAAGAAGGUGAGAGAGGACGAAGAAAGACGGAAGCAAGAACUCCAACAACAAAUAGAAACAAAAGACGAGAGGAGUGAAUUGGUCAGCAUGGAGAAGGAAGAAGUCAAGAAAAUGAGUCGCGAGGCUGCUCAGUCAUCACAAGCGGUGCGUAGCAUAGUCAAAGAGAAAACUUAUAAAAGAUCGUUUGAUAGAAUGGCAAGAGCUGCAGAAAUUCGAGCAAGUAUUGGGCGUGGUCCUAGAAAGGCUUACAAAAAUCAAUCGACUUUCGUGUUAGGAUAAUGUUUAAAUUCGAUAACURGGCUUUUAUCACAGAGCCAUUUAUAUAAGAAAUAGAUGACGUUGCCGGAUAAGUUGUAUUUGUACAGAAAUUUCCUGUAGCGGGUGAGGAACAAGGCGUUAAUYAUCCUCAGUGUUGCRUUUGACAGAUAUGGAAUUAUUUAUGACAUACACCUACUUGCAACGUUGUCAUAUAAAUAUAGRACAUUUAUGAUUUAGUGGCAUUAGAGUAAGCGCGAUUUCUUGAAUUCCACGACAAACUUCUUGCAAUUUGUUGGGAAAAAAARWSAAAAAWCAGCAAUAACAACAACGAAAAAUCUCAAAUACUAUUUCUUUAGCCUGAGUAUCAGGCUCUCUCGAAGGGGUUUGGSGCGGUUCGAGAGAGCCUGAUACUCAGGCWACUAUUUCWUUCGCAUUGCUCUUAUCAGCAUAAUCAUAAACAAUAUGAUCACAAAGUGAAACUUGGUUCUUUUUUGUUUUUAUCCUUUUUUGGCGUCCUCCCGAGACGACAAACUUAGCUGAUCUUUUACAACGCAAGUAGAUAUUUAGAUUAGUGUGCUUUCCAUAGAGUGAUGGCACUUAAACCGUGCAACUGCACAAACUAAAUAGUGCUAUUUAGUUAUAUUUAGUAAAUCGUGCAAUUCAGUUUAAUUUGCGUAGAAUGAUCGCACUUAAACCAUGCAACUGUACAAAAUCCAAGUACUGUAUAACUAAUUUGUACUAAAAGUGGACCUUGAAGCAAGACGGUAUUGAAUGCUUCAUUUGUAUCAAUUCAAUUUGAUUUGCGCACCGCAUGCACGAUUUACUAAAUACAACUAAAUAGCGCUAAGUUUGUACAGUUGCACGGUUUAAAUGCGAUCACUAAAAGCGUGAAACGGUACAAAAUAGUAUUACUGAUGUUUCACUCUUUAACUAAAUGCACUCUAGAUCAAGGGGUAGAAAUAGUUGCGUAACAUUGUUGCUGUUCUGUGURGUAAUUUUACUUUCGAUUCGCCCAACUUGUCACCGUUCCCUAAGCAAAUCACGCGCACCGCAAAAAGUCGUGGAAAAGAGAAAUCAUAGAAAUAGAAAAUAGUGGCUUCAAGCGAUUCUCAGUGGGUGACAGUGAUGCGUGACUAUAUGGGAAUAAUAACAAUAUUCUUAAUAUAAUAUAAAUACAAAUUUUACUAUUUUCAAAAGAGAACCCUUUCGUUCAUUAUACUAAAUCUCGAAAAAUUCAAUAUUAUUCUUCAAAAAAAAAACAAUACCAAUGACAUAAUGGAAGUGUAUUUGAAGUGAGUUAUAUUUAAUUAAAAAUUACUGUCGAAACGAUGUUUCCUUUGUAUUGAUGAAAUAUGUCACACAUAUCAAAUAAAGCCAAUCAAAAAURAAAAGGAUAA
This is a messenger RNA of Exaiptasia diaphana, 3757 nucleotides long. RefSeq names its product coiled-coil domain-containing protein 177. The record is from RefSeq and is a predicted model, not a curated record. Lineage: Eukaryota; Metazoa; Cnidaria; Anthozoa; Actiniaria; Aiptasiidae.